AAAAAAAACAUUUACAGAGCGAGUGAAACUUCUGUGUGUGUAGCAAAAUAGUUUCCUCCGUGUAAGCAUAAAUGCAAACCUGCUGUUCUGCAUGGGCACGUUUUCUAUUGCACGACAACCUGCAGUUCACUGCUUUUACACGUGUAACCUACACGACGGACCAGCCGACGUGAAAUGAGCUCCAUAUAGAGGCACUGAGUGAAAUUAAUGCAUUUGCAAAUUGAGUAGCUGCCCUCGCAUGAUGGCGGAUGAACGUGUCCGUGGGGCAGAUCGCGACAUUCUCAAACCCCACCGACGGUGAGGCUUCGGGAGGAGAGAAAAGACAAAUUCUGUGAAAUCCCACCAGGAACUCUGUUUCUGGAAAAAAUGCCCCGGAAAGAGCCGCUCGUUUCGUCAUUUUGAGAUACGGAGGGGAGGAAAAUUUCUCCGCAUCAUUUUGGGAGGACGGACUCUUGUUUGGCUGUUUUUAGAGAAGGAUUCGAGGAGGGAGAGAAGAUUUGAAGACAGCGGUUGAGUCCUCGCAGCUCUGCACCGGGAGUUGAUUUUGCUCUUGCCGAGCAGUCAUGAGCUGUCAGGAGGUUCCCAACCCGAGUCAGGAGCCGAAGGAUUCGGCCGUGGCGUCCACAGAGGCGGGAGCCACACAAGCUGUGCCCACAACCUCCCCAAAACCUCAGAAAGUGACAGUGAAGACUGAGGUGGUGUCUCCCGGUGAGUCCCUGGCCAGUAAUGGCAAAGCCAGUGACGGAAACCUGCCCGCUGAAAUCUGUGUGGUUUUAGGAAGCUCGCGCAACUCGCAAACUCAAGGUUCUUAUAUUUGUGGAGUCUGUGGAAAAAAGUACAAAUACUACAACUGCUUUCAGACGCAUGUACGAGCUCACACAGAGACGGAGGGAACGGCGUCAGGCGAGGGAGUGCCCAUAGGAAUCAAUAGUUCUUUUCGCUAUACAUGUGAUGUAUGUGGGAAAAAAUACAAGUACUACAGCUGUUUUCAAGAGCACAGAGACCUCCACGCUGUUGAUGAUCCAUACGAUCAUGUCAUCCCCGUGGAAGAUCUUAAAGAGGAGGCGGAAACUUUCCAGAAAAUGGGACCAAAAACGGGAAGUUAUACGUGCGAGUAUUGUGGAAAACAGUACAAGUACUUCAACCCGUAUCAGGAACACGUGGCUCUUCACGCUCCCAUGAAGGGAACUUUUGGCCUUAAACUGGAAGGGAAGUUAUCCGGCCAGUCUAGUCGUGCGGACAUCAACAAUUCUCAGAACUCUAGUGAUACUCCAACCAGCCGGGUGUACAGUUCACUAUCCAGCCCUCAGAAAACCUACACGUGUGGAGCCUGUGGAAUUCAGUUCCAGUUCUACAACAACCUUCUGGAGCACAUGCAGUCCCACGCCGCUGAUAAUGAGAACCAUGUCAAAGAAGAGUCUCCUAAACCCUGCCAGACAUCCACAGUCACACAAGAGCAGAUGUGGAAAUCUCCUCCGCCGGCACAGCCCAGAAACCACGUCCCCUCAUUCCAAACCAGAUUAAUCCCAGAAAAAGAGAGGCAACAGGUGGCAGAGCGCUUGCUUCGAGUCAUGUGCGUGGACCUCGGACUGCUUGGCGUUCUCAGCAGUAAAGACUUCCUCAAACUGGCUCAGACCCUGGUGGACACAGGAUCGCGCAACGGCGCCUACUCCAUCCGCGAAGCCCUGGGAGACAUGAGCUCGCUGGCUCUUAAGCAGCUUCCCCGUAUGUACAAUCAGGUUAAAGUGAAAGUCACCUGUGCCCUGGGCUCCAACUCUUCGCUGGGCAUCGCUGUAACCUGUCAUUCGCAGACUGUAGGGCCCGACUGUUGCUAUCUGCUAACGGCGUAUCAAGUGGAGGGCCUACGACUGCGGCGCUACGUGCUGGGACUGAAAGAGGCCUCUCUGAGGGAGGGUCCCGAGCAGAUACACUACUGGGUCCAGAACGUUCUGUCCGAGUUCGUCAUGUCGGAAAUUCGCACAGUCUACGUGACGGAGCCGCGCCUGUCUUCACUAGCCUUCUGCAGUCGCAGUGGAGUGAGCUUACGUUGCACGGGUUGCUCUCUGACGGCCACGGUUCAGGCCGUCCUCGGCCGUCGCAGCCUGCAGGCGCGAGGGCUCCAUGAACUAGGCGAGCUGCUGGCCACGUGCCGCGACAUCGCCGCGACGACCAGCUUUAGCCGCGAGGGGAAACCUGCGGAGGAAGUGUCCGCGCCAACCUGCUGGGAUCCGGUCGCAGAGGCCUUGCUCAAGGUUCACGAGAACUUCGAGGCCACCUGCGAAGCGUACGGCCGGUCCAAGAGCACAGUGCUGCUCCUGCAGGGCCUCAACAAGCACCUCCUCGGCACGCUCGCGUGUCUGCUCACGCCACUAAGACAGGCGGCUCUAGAGCUCAGUGUGGAACGCUGCCCCACGCUGCAGCUUGUACUUCCCGUCUACCUCCGUCUCGAAAAACUUUUCACCUCCAAAGCCAGCGAGGCCGGCACCGGCAGCAAGCUGUGUCACUACUUCCUCGAGGCCCUGAAGGAGAACUUCAAAGUGGAGCGUGUCCAUCAAGUGGCCAUGAUUCUGGACCCUCAACUGAAGCUUCGGCCGGUCCCAGCGUAUCAGCACGAGGACAUCAUCUCGCGGGUGUGCGACAUGGCCGCCAAUAUGAGGGAAGCGGGAAGCGGCGGAUCCGGAGGGGCAGCCGUGGACGAGCGGGACUCCGACGGACCUUCGGCACCAAAGCGCGGCCGCAUGGACUGUGGGAUGGAGAGGCCGUCGUGCAGCCCCGAAGAGCCUCAGGUACGAAAAGAGCUGUUUCAGUACCUCGGCGAACCACUGUUAAAUGGCACAGGUGACCUGCUGCAGUACUGGAGUUCGGUCAUGGACCGUUACCCGAGGCUGUCGAAGCUGGCGCUGUGGCUGCUGGCCGUACCGGCUGUGGCCGUGCACGGAGAAUGCGUGAACAUCUGCGAGCAGACCUUAACCAUGAAGAGGAAGCAGCAGGUUAGCGCGGAGGAGAUGAACAAACUGGUCUUCCUCAAGAGUAACUUUGCUUGAGGCGGCUCAGGGCUUUCCGUUAUUGGCACCAUAGACUGUUUGAAACUCCAUCCCUUCCAAAAAUCCUACCGAUGAGUCACACGAUAGACGUUCACAAAGAAAGACACCGUGACAAUUGAUCGACAAAUGCCUAGCUUGGCACGGCAACACCGUGAAAAAUCGCUCUGCUCCCACAGAUGCAGACCUGUGGUGUUAUCGUGUCCACGAAAAUGAAAGAAAACCAAUAGUUUGCUGUUCGUCCAUCCGUCAUGUCUUUUUGCAGAACACAUCUGAAUCGCAGUCAGUGAAUUGUUUAUCAAUGAGAACUUCAUUUAGCCAAGGUAAAAAUGGGGUACUUAGAAAAAGCAAUUUUUUCGUUCGGUUUUGCAAUUACGCCUUUACGAAAAUCACAAAAACAGUGCUUGUUGUGACAGCUGGAAUACCUCUCGUCAGCGGUUUAGCAGCGGGCGGACUGUAGGUGAGCCCCUUGCGCCCUGAUCCACCGAUCUCAGUUAACCUCUUUCAUUGUGGUAAACCUUCAGAAGAGCUCUGCUUUCCAUUAAUUUAUUAUACAGGACGUUUCUUUUGUCUUCACAAUAGCGUUGCAAUAACGUGUUGCGUAGCACAGGUUACACUUUCAAGAAAAACGCCUUGCACCUUUGUAGCAGCCCGUGUUUUCCAUUACAGCUCCUUCUGCAAUACCUAUCAGCUACUGGUUUUGUGUUAUUAUCUUCAUUAAUAUUGGCUUGGAGAAGUAUAUUGAUUUCGGAAGGUGUGCGGAGUUCGGGUCAUGUGAUAUGAAAAAUGAUCUCAUGUCUCUCUCUUUCUGAAAAGUGGCAAUAGGGCUCUGAAGUGUUGAAGUGGUCUCUCACUGCACAAACCUCGGUGAACAGAGGCAGGUAACUGCAGAGCUGAACGUUAAGAAUCUACUAUUUCAUUAUUUAUGCACUGGAUUUCUCUUCUCAGUAUUUUCCUCAUUUAUCAGCAGCGGUUUGUUCGAUUAGAGUUUAGGACCAAAGUGUCUUGUGAAUAAUCGGCAGAUUUGUAAAGUUAUUACACGCUAUUCCUGCUUCUUCAUGAAUGUGUCGGCCACGUGUGUUCCCUCCGCCUUUAAACAACGUUUGACAUCAGAAGCGUUUCUUUCAGCCAACGGACAGUUCUAAUCUUCUCCUCCGUGAUCUUCAAGAGUAUUUUCCAGUAGUUUUUCCAAGGAAAGAUGUGAUUAGUAUUAUAUAGUUUGUCUUGUAAUGCCUUGAACAUCUUUGUGUGAUUAUACCGAUAUGCAUGCAGACAAUAUAAGAGUUUAUAUCUUUAUUGAAGCAAGAUGCUGACAGGAAUCUACGGACGAAAUUGCUGAAGAACUCUACGCAGAAGCCGUCGAGAGGAAGCAUGCGGUCGGAUGUGCUUUCUCACAUCCGGUAAAAUAAUAAAACUGAUGACGAUGAUCCCGGUUAGCAUGUGCAGAAAUGUUCAUAUGUAAAAAACGGCUUUGAUAAAUCAGGCUCAGAGACAGCUGCUGUUGAAUAUUGUUGUAUUUCUUUCAAACCACAAGAGGGCAGAAGUAUCUCAGAAAUCUCCAAACAUCUUACCUCUGUUUUCUAUUCAGGCAUUUCAGAUAUUUUGAUAAACUCAGUCUAUAAAUAUGACAGACUUCACAAAGACUUUGACUUUAUUUUCCUUUCCUGGACGAACGCGCGUUUGUCUCCGGAGAAUGCAGCAGUUUGUGUCGACAAGUACUAAUCUGAAAGUAUAAAACACUGUUUCACUCGCAAUUAUUUAUGGAUACAACACGGUUGUUAAUAUUCCUCUUUGUGUUCGGUUGAGAUGGGUUUUGUUUCUUCCUGUUUCCGUCUUGUCUGUGUUUGUCUUUGACAGGCAUUUUUCUGAUUUUGUGUAUUGAGUUGUUUCAGCUGUAGGUCUAAUUUAUACUUUUUUAACGACACUAUUUUUAUAAACAUGACUGAUGAUAGAGCUUUCUCUGCUUAUCAACUGUCAGUAGGACACUGCGCUCUUCUGAGAAUCUAUUUACUCCUGUAGUAUGUGCUGUGAGAAUAAAGAUAUUCAAACAUGACUUUGUCUCUUCGCGCUUC
This is a messenger RNA of Triplophysa rosa, 5113 nucleotides long. It is a transcript of the gene znf618, whose product is annotated as zinc finger protein 618. Gene Ontology annotation, molecular function: protein dimerization activity. NCBI's taxonomy places the organism in Eukaryota, Metazoa, Chordata, Actinopteri, Cypriniformes, Nemacheilidae. The transcript has 13 exons. The coding region runs from base 564 to 3044 and encodes 826 amino acids. The record is from RefSeq and is a predicted model, not a curated record.